Molecule: messenger RNA, 423 nt
Organism: Geodia barretti
Lineage: Eukaryota; Metazoa; Porifera; Demospongiae; Tetractinellida; Geodiidae
Source: the annotation of a GenBank genome assembly
AUGUGCCCCCUUCAAAUUGUGAGUGUCCCGUCAUUAAAGAACCAGGACGAGGAUGCCAUGGCAACGCUGCAGACCCCGCCCCCCGGCUGGAACAUGGAGGCCGACGAGGAACUAGCUCAGUUUCUCGUCACCAAAUGGGGCGGAGUCGAGGAUCUAACGUAUCUCCUACCGAGCUGGGAGGUGGGGUUGGAGGGGGCAAAGUCGGAGGUCACCGAGGCAGUUUCGGCAAUCCGACAGCUGUGGCCGAUGAGUCGACGACGUAAUGCUCUCAUAAGCGACAUGUUGAGCGCCACGGCGACGUCGGCUCCGAGCCGGCCGACUGUGUACAUCGAUCGGAUGUCAGCGAAAAGGCACCAGGAGAAUCCUUCAGAGGACAAGGAGGGAAAGAGAACCGUCUUCAUACAGCUUUCAGAGAGAGCUUAA